Miniopterus natalensis is the source of this 1502-nucleotide messenger RNA. The record is from RefSeq and is a predicted model, not a curated record. Lineage: Eukaryota; Metazoa; Chordata; Mammalia; Chiroptera; Miniopteridae.
GCGACGUGGGCGGAGUCGCAAUGGCGCUCCUUGUCCUUAGUCACCACCGGGCCCUCGCUCCCGCGUCGACGCUGGUCUGGGGAGCCCCUGUGGUGUGGGGCCGCAGAUACUCACCGCGGCCGGGUUCCUCGGCGCCCCGGCAUCGCACGUUCCGGUGCAUCGUCCCGCAGGCCCGUGGAUUCGGGGCCGCCCUCACGGCCGGGCCCAGGGCGGACGUGAGCUAGGCUGGUUGCUGCUCGGAGCCUGGCUGAGAUACUAUUAAUAUUUCAGCUUAUCUGCAGAAGGUGACUCAGCCAGCGUCCUUUCUGAAGUAUCCGUUCACCAUUGGCUCACAAGAGAAACGAAAUCAGCUGCUCACUGCGAAGGUUUUCUCGGCUUUGAGCCAGGCUGGAAAAUCUGCAUAGCAGAUGAGUCCAGCUCCCACUGGGCAUGAAAAGCUCAUCGCAGUGAAUCAAAAGCCUGAAAGUAUUUCUCUUGUAUCUGGGUCACCCUUCUUGCUCCUUCCUUUAAAAACUAAAGCUCAGCAUUGGAAUUCAAGAUGCACUAAUACGGUUUUUAGACAAGAAACAAAUUUAACGUAUUUGGCGAUUCAAGUAACCAAAAACUAUGUAGAAUAAAACCUUAAGUGAUGGCUGCAUUAAGUAUAAUAAAAGCUUAUCGCUGGAAACAGUUAUGUAAGAUGAACCAAGGCCUUCACACUCUGGAGUUUGUAGGAAACAUUCCCGUAAUCGUUUUGUCACCUAAUGUGCACAAGGACUUCUACUGGGCAUGGUCGCUGAUGGAAAGCUUUAUGAACCACCGUAUCUUCAGCUAACUCACAUGCUAAUAGUUGUGUUUAUUUUGCAACACAGCAUCCACAGUUUGGAUGAAACAGGAUAUUGUUAAUUGAGGAUUCUAGGACAGAGCAGACAUUUAGUAAUGAUGCCUGAAAUCAACACUGACAACCUCGAUAAACAGCAGGUUCAACUCCUGGCAGAGAUGUGUAUUCUUAUUGAUGAAAAUGACAACAAAAUUGGGGCUGAGACCAAAAAGAAUUGUCACCUGAAUGAAAACAUUGAGAAAGGAUUAUUGCAUCGAGCUUUUAGUGUCUUCUUAUUCAACACCGAAAAUAAGCUCCUGCUACAGCAGAGAUCAGAUGCCAAAAUUACCUUUCCAGUACCUCAGGAUGAAGUGACCACAGAAGGAAAACAAAAAGAAAACAAGUGAGAUAUACCCAAAGGAAAAAGGCAUGAAUAACAGAUUACUGACAGUAUCAAUCUGGCUCCACAUUCACCUGCUAUGAAAGGUACAAAAAUAAUCUCUCAUCCUGAAAUGACAGAAAACUACCAAAAAGGAAGAAAUCUCAGAGCCCUUCCAGCCUGCAACCUCUCUAGUUAAGAAAUUAAAUUAACAAAGCUCAGGAGGACCGGUGCUCAUUAAAGCCCUUUCACACUUUUCUGAAACACUUUACAUGUAACUGGCAUUUUAAAAUAAAUAGUGCAGAGGACGGAAGAUGGCAGCAC